Molecule: messenger RNA, 1604 nt
Organism: Caenorhabditis elegans
Lineage: Eukaryota; Metazoa; Nematoda; Chromadorea; Rhabditida; Rhabditidae
Source: the annotation of a RefSeq genome assembly
AUGGACUCAACUUCUGGGCCAGAGACCCAACUAGCACAAGCUCAAGCGCAAAUUGAAAUGAUUGUUGAACAUCAUGAAAAAGAAAGACAAAUGUGGCAAGUGAAGUUUGAUGAAACCUCAAGACAAUUAUCAUCGAAAGACGAUCGAAUUAAAGAAUUGAAUCAAAAACGUGUAACUCUUGAAACCGAUUUAAAAGAACAGAAAGAUAUAAUUAAACGAUUGGAUUUGUAUUUCAGUUCUGAGCAAAAAUCUAAAGAACUUCAUCUCCUCUUUCUCCAAGGUUUGGACAAAAUUGAGAAACUUCAAGAGCAGUUAGAGAAAGCGAAUGAAAAAUACACUGAAGCUGAUUCCGAUAAUAAUAAGCUCAAAGCAUCCUUAACGUUUCUGAAAGACUCCGAAGUGAAGCUUCAAGAAGAAACGAGGACCGUUGAUAAACUUAAAGGAGAUAUGGAUAUUUUGUCAUCUGUUCUCCAAUCUGUACUAGACUCCCAUGGUAUGCUUGAACAAAAUGUCAUAAACUUGAAGAAGAACUAAGGUUGGUUAAAGGCCCGAUGAAUUCAUACAAAUUGAAAAAUGAGUGCCGUACUGACUUCAGAAUUCUUGAGAAUGCUCAGCCAGACGAAUGUAAAAUGAAUACAAGAAGAAUACAACAUCUAACAUUUAUUGUAUCUCUUCAAGAAGCGCAUAGAGACGAACUUAAGAAAAAAGAUAUGGAAAUUGAUUCUCUGAAAGCUGAUUUUCAGCAAAUUAUGGACAGCGACGCAUUUAAGGAAGGCGGAUCUACAACUAAACGUUUGAUGGAACAUUAUCAUAUUGAAAUUGACAAUCUAAAAGAAGCUCAUUCGGAAGAAAUGUAUAAGAUAAAACGAAAAUAUUCCACAUUGGAAGAGUACUCAGAGGAAAUUAAUUGGGAGUUGAAACUCAAAGUUGAAAAUCUUGGAAAUUUAGAAAUGAACUUUGAAACUGUUUAUCAAGAUCUUCAAACGGCAAAUGAUAACAUGGAAAAAUACAAAUCAAGUGAGAGCGAAAGAAUUCAGAAGUUACUUGAAGAGCAAAAAGCGGAAAUUCUCAAGGAAGAAGAAAUAAAACGGAAAGAAUUAUCUGAGCAGAUCAAGAAAAUUCAGGAAUUGAAAGAUAGACAAAAUGUUGAGAAAGACCGGGAAAUUGAAGAUCUUAAAGAAAAAAUUGGAAGGAAAUCAGUUUUAUCUUCAACUGAAGUUGAAAAGAUGGCAAAGAUAUUCGAUGAAAACUACCAAAAAAUUGUUGACGCCGCAUUGAACGCUGGACCCAUGUAUAACCUGCAGGAAAAUCUGACUAAUAGCGACUCCUGUUGUACAUCUAGAAAUGUUAGCGUUGAAAAUAACGAUGAAGUGAAGGUUUUAAACAAGAAGGUUAAGAGUCUAGAAGAAAGAAUGGAAAAUCUUGUAUCAUGCAAUGGAAAUCAAGAAGCCUCCCACAAGAAACAAGUAUUGGAACUUCAAUCUACCGUUGCACUGAAUGAGAAAAGAAUUGAGAUGUUGAUGAAGAGUAUGAUAAGUUUAGGCGACGUUAUCACAGGAACACAAGAAAAAAAUGAUGUUGAAUCAGAUGACGAUGACUUUUAA